UGUUGUGUCAUUCCUCCUCAUCAGCUCAAUUAUCCCACUAGCAUAGCCAUAUAGCUUCCUCCUUUAAUUUAUUUUCCAUCUUUUCACUCUUCUUCUUCUUCUUCUUAUUCUUCAAUUCUUGGUGUGAAAAAGAAAAAGAAAAAAAAAAUGGAAGGGGGAGUAGACCCAGCAGGAACAGAUGCAACAGCUUUCAGAGAGUGUUUAGCUUUGGCAUGGAAGAACCCUUAUGUUCUUCGCCUUGCUUUCUCUGCCGGAAUCGGUGGUCUUCUCUUUGGCUAUGAUACUGGAGUGAUAUCGGGGGCUCUUCUUUACAUUAGAGAUGACUUCAAGGCUGUUGACAGGAAAACAGUUUUGCAGGAGGCUAUAGUGAGCACAGCAGUGGCCGGAGCAAUCAUAGGCGCUGCAAUUGGCGGGUGGUUAAACGACAGAUUUGGAAGAAGGGCCGCCCUAUUGGUGGCGGACUUCCUUUUCUUCGUCGGAGCUGUGAUAAUGGCGGCCGCUCCAAGCCCUGCCCUCCUCAUCGCCGGGAGAGUUUUCGUGGGUCUCGGCGUCGGAAUGGCGUCCAUGACUUCUCCGUUGUACAUUUCCGAGGCCUCCCCUGCUAAGGUCCGGGGAGCUCUUGUCAGCACCAAUGGUUUCCUCAUCACCGGCGGCCAAUUCCUGUCCUACCUUAUCAACCUCGCCUUCACUAAGGCGCCGGGGACGUGGCGGUGGAUGCUCGGGGCGGCGGGUUUGCCGGCGCUCCUUCAGUUCAUAUUAAUGCUGCUUCUCCCGGAGUCUCCUCGCUGGCUUUACCGACAGGGGAGAGCAGAGGAAGCAGAGGCAAUUCUGAGGAAAAUAUACUCGCCGGAGGAAGUAGAACCGGAGAUUCAAGCUCUGAAGGAAUCAGUUGAGAAAGAAGCAGAAGAAUCCAAGGAAUCCGAGAGAAUCAGCGUCCUUAAACUCUGCAAAAUCACGGCCAUAAGACGGGGUCUUAUCGCCGGCGUGGGGCUUCAGAUUUUCCAGCAAUUUGUGGGCAUAAACACCGUGAUGUAUUACAGCCCCACCAUAGUUCAGCUGGCCGGCAUCGCCUCGAACCGGACGGCGCUCCUCCUUUCGCUAGUCACCGCCGGGCUCAACGCCGCCGGCUCCGUCGUGAGCAUAUAUUUCAUAGACCGGACAGGGCGGAAGAAGCUCCUGGUUUUCAGUUUGUGCGGCGUGAUUCUCUCUCUCGGGUUUUUGUCGGCGGUUUUCCACGAGGCUACCUCGCAUUCCCCCAUGGUUAGCCAGGCUGAGACCGCACAUUUCUCAGGAUUCGCCUGCCCUGCUGGCUAUCACGACGGCGCCAGAUCGUCUCCGGUUUUGGAUUGUACUGGGUGUUUGAAAGCUUCUUCUAGCUGCGGUUUCUGUGCUUCUCCUCAGAACAAGCUACUUCCAGGUGCCUGUUUGAUCUCAAACGAUACAAUUAAGGAUGCUUGUCAUGGAGAACACAGACUAUGGUACACCAGGGGGUGCCCUAGUAGUUUCGGUUGGCUAGCCCUAAUCGGUCUGGCGCUCUACAUCAUCUUCUUCUCCCCGGGAAUGGGCACAGUGCCAUGGAUUGUGAACUCGGAGAUAUACCCUCUGAGGUUCCGAGGAUUGUGUGGAGGCAUUGCUGCCACGGCCAACUGGGUUUCCAAUCUCAUCGUCGCCCAGUCUUUCUUGUCUCUAACCCACGCCAUUGGAACAUCAUGGACCUUCCUCGUAUUCGGUGUGAUAUCUGUUGUCGCCUUGUUCUUCGUACUGGUUUGCGUUCCAGAAACCAAGGGGCUCCCCAUCGAGGAAAUUGAGAAGAUCUUGGAGGGUAGAGCCCUGCGAUUAAGGUUUUGGAAGAAAAGGUCUCCAAGUAGCAGCAAAGAUGGAGAAAAUGUUUGAUGGGAUAAAAGAGUUGCAACUAUUCUAUAAUAAUUAGUUUUUAAGUGUACCUAGGUUUCUAAUUUUCUAUCGUCAGACAUAGUGACACUGACAUGUGUGUUACGUUUGUAUAUGUAAUUCAAGUUAGCAUAUGUUUAUAUUUUUCGAGUGUUUCCGUCCACCUGAUUUAAAAAUAGCAUAUAUUUAUGUUA
Molecule: messenger RNA, 2084 nt
Organism: Ipomoea nil (Japanese morning glory)
Lineage: Eukaryota; Viridiplantae; Streptophyta; Magnoliopsida; Solanales; Convolvulaceae
Product: probable inositol transporter 2
Exons: 6
Coding region: 148-1893 (581 amino acids)
Biological process (GO): transmembrane transport
Cellular component (GO): membrane
Molecular function (GO): myo-inositol:proton symporter activity
Source: RefSeq, a predicted model, not a curated record